AUGCACUCCCCCUACCCAGAGCACAACCCCGACCCCUGCAACCUCCUGCAAAGCCACACGACAGCGCAGUUGAUCUUCGACGUGAUAAAGACGCUCCCUCGCCGCGCCCGAAUCCUCUUCAUCGGCUGCAAGUCCUCCCUGCCCUUAAUCCAUCACCUUGCUACCGCCGGCCAUGAGAUCCACGGGAUCGACCAGUCCAAGGAUGCCAUUGUCCUUGCUCAACGCGCCCCAGGCGAUUACCACCAGGUCAGUCCGAUGGCAUACCACCCGCCCUUCGAAUUCGAUGCCAUAUUCGCUAUUCACUCUCUUCAUCAUCUGAGCCAGUCGGAAACGAGAGAGAUGGUCUUGAAUAUGGCGAGGUGGUUGAAGAUGGGCGGGUCCUUGACCCUGGCGACGCCGGUACCCGCCCAUAGCAAUGCCCGCUUAGAAGGUGGCCAGGCCGAGUCACUAUUAUCUCGCGACGAAUGGAUUGCGCUUUGUGAAAAUGCAGGCUUCUCGCCGCCGGGCAGGGAAGCCAAUAUACCUGUACCGCUUAAUGCUGUAGAGCCAUCGAAGAUCCAUUCGUUCAUGAGCUUCCAUAAGAUACGAUGA
This is a messenger RNA of Aspergillus mulundensis, 591 nucleotides long. RefSeq lists its product as uncharacterized. Bases 1 to 591 code for a protein of 196 amino acids. The transcript has a single exon. Lineage: Eukaryota; Fungi; Ascomycota; Eurotiomycetes; Eurotiales; Aspergillaceae. The record is from RefSeq and is a predicted model, not a curated record.